AGUGUUAGUUCAGCCUUGGUUGACACGACGGUGGACGUGGAAUGCAUACAGUAUUACUCGCUGUCACAGACAUCUGUCACUGUGAGAAAGCAGAUAUUUGUACUAAGACUAGGGAAUAUACUACAAACCAACGAAGGAAGUUUUCGCAUGACCUAAUCUGGAUUUCGCCAGUGAAGGAAAUAAAUAACACUUGAUUUAGUAGCACGCUUUUAUUUGCGUUAAAAUUACGUGCAAAUGAUCACCAAAGAGGAGUGUAUAGUUUAGCUGUUGCCGUUCUCGUGUUCAUCGGUUUUGUUCACACGUCCGCCUUUGUUAUGGCUCCGAUGGGCAUCCGGUUGUCCCCGCUCGACAUAGCCUUGUUCUGCUUACUAGGAGUCGGCGUGAUCUAUCACCUUUACGCGGGAGUUUUAUCUAGUAGAAUCGCCUCGUUCAGACAGAAGAGGACUGUGGAUCUGAGAGAGCUGCUCGCGCUGUCCAUGGAGGCUGCGGUGCAGGGCGGACGGGAGGUGAAGAGGAUCAGGGAGGACAACACACUAGAGGAAAAGUCAAAGGGCGAAACAAAAGAAGUGGCCAGUGAAAAGCUCACGCUGGGUGAUCUGAACUCCCACCGCAAGAUGUUCUACCUGAUCAAGAACACCUACCCUGAUAUACAGGUGAACUCAGAAGAACAUGCUAAUGCCGAGGGUGAGGCCACUGUGUGGACACACAUCAUCCCUGAAGAAAUUCUGGCAAAGAUCUCAGGAGGGAAGGAAGUUCCUGCAGAAAGUAUCACAGUGUGGAUUGAUCCACUGGACGCCACUCUGGAAUACACAGAAAAUCUCCAGAAGUAUGUCACCACAAUGGUGUGUGUGGCUGUGGACGGGGAUCCUGUUAUAGGUGUGAUUCACAAACCCUUCACCGGGUACACAGCAUGGGGUUUUGUUGGAGAGGGAUCCAAUGUGGUACCUCGUGCUUCCUACAACACAAACUUUCCUAAGGUGAUUGUUUCACGCUCACACUCUGGCAAGGUGGAGAGCUUCGUUCGAGUGGCCUUUGGCAACAAUACAGAAAUGAUACCAGCAGGGGGUGCAGGAUAUAAGGUACUAGCUCUUCUAGACCCCACUGAUGAGGAACAAGAUACGGCCGAUAUUUACAUCCAUGUGACGUACAUCAAAAAAUGGGAUAUCUGUGCGGGUGAUGCCAUCUUGAGGUCUCUUGGUGGUGAAAUGACGACUCUCAAAGGAGAGCAGAUUGAUUACUCUGGGACAGAGGGAAAUAAGGGCGGCCUGCUGGCAAGCAUUAAAACUGACCAUGAAGCAUUGGUGAAAAGACUUCCACCAUGGGAGGAGAACAAACAAUAAUAAAUCACUGCCCAGCCCUGUCCCUAACACUCUCAUUUUCUUCAGUAACACACAGUUGUGUAGACAUAAUGAGGAAAUAAAGAAAAACUUGCGACUGAUCCAACAUAAGUGAAAUGUGUAAUUAUACCUGUAUGAGUCUGAAACCUGUUACAGGUUAUAAACAAAGCAAGUGUGCCUUUGAAACGGUUCUUUCCUAUGUAUUUUGUGACACAUUUAUAGAAUAUUUAAGUGGAAAUUAAGUAAAAAGUGCAGCAUCAAAUCAUGAGGUCACCUUUAUUUUAAUCAUUAAAGAGCAGGUCAUAUCAGAGGUGUAGAUUUUGUCUUAACAGUGUGGGGAGGGGGGUUUUAAAGGGGACUCAAAUAAUACAGCUACUACUAUUAGCGUAGCAACCCCACCCAAUUGCUACUACAAACUAGCCCAAUCACAUUUCGAGGGGGGUUUCCCUGUAAAAAUUGUGUUCCAGGGGGAAAAUACAUGGUUUUCGGUGUGGUUCCUCCGGUAAAAUUCACAUUCCACAGGCUAAAUAUCUUUACGUGAUGUGACAGUAAUUUGAUUUAUUUGAGGUGUAAAUAGACAUAAUGUAAACACAGGCAGAGAUUAUGCAAAUGUAUUACUUUGUGACGUAUAUAGGUAACCUGCAGAAGAUUUGAAAAUAUGAUGACUCAAUGCGGUACAGAGUCAACUCUUUAUUUUGAGGGACAAUAUCUUUAUUUAUCAUGUGCUUUUUUUGAUAAACAACUUUUUACAGACCAUUUACAUUGAAAGAUAGCUACGUUUGUAAAUAUUUCAAAAACCCAUAUGGACCUGCUCUUUAAUAUAUUUAGGUGAACCAGUAGCUUUAUUUUAUUUAAUUUCAUGUUUGUUUUUUUGAGAGUGUUGUUUCCAAAAUUGCUGGUUUAAAUGGUUUUGGGUGAAGAUUUAACUGUGAAUCCAGAGAUAAUUUGAAUGACAUCACUGUGCAUAGCACUGUUUCUCAUAAAGAACUCACUGUUCCCCUUGGUGACGUGUUUUCAGUUCUGUGUAUCAGAUCUCAAUUUGUACUGUUAUACCCUGAUACCUGAAUUGCUGUAUGAUUAGACUACAUAGGUUUAAGCACCACAUGCAAAUAAAAAUAUAUAAUACAAUA
Carassius gibelio (silver crucian carp) is the source of this 2467-nucleotide messenger RNA. RefSeq names its product inositol monophosphatase 3-like. Gene Ontology annotation, molecular function: 3'-nucleotidase activity. The record is from RefSeq and is a predicted model, not a curated record. Lineage: Eukaryota; Metazoa; Chordata; Actinopteri; Cypriniformes; Cyprinidae. Gene Ontology annotation, cellular component: endomembrane system. Gene Ontology annotation, biological process: phosphatidylinositol phosphate biosynthetic process. The transcript has 5 exons. The coding region runs from base 315 to 1340 and encodes 341 amino acids.